UUUCCCUGACCGACACACAUUGACAUUUUCACUGCACGCAAACGUUUGCAGAUUGAGAUUGCUCGGCCAAAAAAGUCACUUAAAUGUGCAAAAUUAAUGCACAAUAUUAACACUAAAAUCUAAACUGGAGUCAUGGACGAAGGUAAGAAUAUUCAACGGCGUCUUCCGCCGGUGGCGCCGGCGGCAAAAAGGCCGGUGUUGGCAAACAGCACAAUACGCUGCCACUGUGGGGCAAUGAGACCUCAAUGAACCUCAAUCCCCUGAUUUUGGCCAACAUACAGAGUUCCAGUUAUUUUAAAGUUCAUCUAUUCAAGCUGAAAACGUACCAUGAGGUCGUCGACGAGAUCUACUACCAAGUGAAGCACAUGGAGCCCUGGGAGCGUGGCUCGCGCAAAACCUCUGGCCAGACGGGCAUGUGCGGCGGUGUACGCGGUGUUGGCGCCGGCGGCAUCGUAUCCACCGCCUACUGUCUGCUCUACAAGCUCUACACGCUCCGUCUGACGCGCAAGCAAGUGAACGGACUACUCAACCAUACAGACUCAGCCUACAUUCGGGCACUAGGUUUUAUGUACUUACGCUAUACGCAGCCGCCGGGAGACUUGUAUGACUGGUACGAGGACUAUCUGCAGGACGAAGAGGAGAUCGACGUCAAAGCGGGCGGCGGCCAGGUGAUGACUAUUGGCCAGAUGGUAUAUCAGUUCAUGACAAAGCUGGACUGGUUCUCCACGCUCUUUCCGCGCAUUCCCGUGCCCAUACAGAAACAGAUCGAGAAGCGGAUCGAGCAAUACUGCCGGGAGCAGGGCAUCACGAUCAGCCAGCUGAGCACGGGUCGGGGCAAUCCUGCAUCGGCAGCUGCGCCCGGCUCUGCUGCAGCCGUGGCCACAGGCUGUGAUGACUAUGAAGGCGGUGGGCGUGGCCAUGGGGCAGCACGUUCCGGCGGAGGUGGCUAUCCGCCUGCCAACUAUCGUAAUGAUCAUGACGAUCGCGACUACUAUGCAGCGCCAUCAUCUGGCUCAUCGUAUGGCCGCAGUCGCUGCUACGACGAUUACCCUCCGCCGGCGUUAGCCUCCUCGAUGCUGCCGUAUGGCAAUGUCGAGCGCGAUAAGGACUAUGGCGACCGCGGCGAUCGCGGCGAUCGCGGCGAUCGUGUCGAGCGGCGUCGCAGCAGCAAGCACAAGAAGAAGCACAAGCACAGACAAAACUCGCGAAGCCGCAGUCGCAGCCGCAGCCGCAGCAAGAGUCGGAGCACCAGUCGUGCCCGUCAUCGUCACGAUCGCAAGCGCGAGGAGCGUGGCAGCCGUCAUCGGUACAACGAUCAUCACGAUGAACGCGAGAAGGAUAAGGACAGGGAGCGUGAGCGGGAGCGCGACAGGGAUAGAGAUAGGGAAAGAGAAAGGGAGCGCGAGCGGGACCGUGACCGUGAGCGUGAUCGUGAACGGGACCGGGAGCGGGAGCGACGCCAUCGUUGACACUGACGAAGUUGUUUUUCUUUAGCAAACUGAAUAUUGUUUCUUAAUAUGUAGAACACUUGAUUUUUUAUUUGUAAUGACAUUUCUACAAUCCUCCUCCUUCCCCUUCCUCCUUCUCCACUUCAUUGCGGGCCAGUGUGAUGCACGUAUACUACUCGCAUUCAACUGGACUUUUACUCAGGUUAACAACAGACUCACACACACACACCACACACACACACACACAUACAGACAAGCAUUAUGGCUAUAUUUUGUAAUUCAUAGCUCUUAACUUUUACGCUGAAUGUAAAUUUUUCAAGUUGAGUUUUUAAUGCAAAAUAAAAAUAAUAACACUUGUUUAA
Messenger RNA from Drosophila mojavensis, 1810 nucleotides. Its product is annotated as pre-mRNA-splicing factor 38B. Gene Ontology annotation, cellular component: precatalytic spliceosome. Bases 246 to 1469 code for a protein of 407 amino acids. The transcript is spliced from 6 exons. The record is from RefSeq and is a predicted model, not a curated record. Lineage: Eukaryota; Metazoa; Arthropoda; Insecta; Diptera; Drosophilidae.